Messenger RNA from Coffea eugenioides, 1680 nucleotides. RefSeq lists its product as uncharacterized. Gene Ontology annotation, molecular function: GTPase activity; GTP binding. The coding region runs from base 97 to 1680 and encodes 527 amino acids. The record is from RefSeq and is a predicted model, not a curated record. The transcript has 9 exons. Lineage: Eukaryota; Viridiplantae; Streptophyta; Magnoliopsida; Gentianales; Rubiaceae. Gene Ontology annotation, biological process: nucleocytoplasmic transport.
GUGCUACUUUGCGCAAGCUUCCAUCUUGCUUUGUCAGUAUUUGUAGACGGACUUUUGCCCAAUGGCAACUUUGAGUACGGCCCGAAACCAUGGCAGAUGAAGGGUAGUAGAGUGAUAGAUCCCCACUCAAUACCACAUUGGGAAAUCUGGGGUUUCGUUGAGUACAUAGAAUCCGGUCAGAAGCAAGGAGACAUGCUCCUGGUAGUCCCCGAAGGCAGGUACGCGGUGAGGCUGGGGGAUGAAGCUUCAAUUAAGACCAAAGUUAAGGUUGAAAAGGAUUUGUUUUACUCGCUCUCGUUCAGUGCUGCUCGAACUUGUGCACAAGAUGAAGUAUUGAACCUAUCGGUUUCGCCCAACAAAGAGCCCAACGAUUGGGGAAUGCUUCCGAUGCAAACCAUGUACAGCAGCGAUGGAUGGGACUCUUACUCCUGGGGAUUCCUAGCUGACUCCGACGUGAUUGAGAUUUCCAUCCAUAACCCAGGAAGGGAAAAAGACGCUGCUUGUGGCCCUCUUAUCGAUUCUGUUGCCCUCAAGGCUUUGCGUAGGCCUCUAAAAACAAGAGGAAAUCUGUUGAAGAAUGGAAAUUUUGAAGAAGGUCCAUAUAUCUUCCCCAACACAGCAUGGGGAGCUCUAAUUCCUCCCAACAUCGAGGACGACCAUUCACCAUUGCCCGGCUGGAUAAUCGAAUCCCUCAAAGCCGUAAAGUACGUAGAUUCAGAACAUUUCAGCGUCCCAGAGGGAAAACGAGCUGUAGAACUCAUAGCAGGAAGGGAAAGCGCUAUUGCCCAGAUAGUGAAGACCAUCCCAGGCUGGUGGUACGAUCUAGUUUUCUCAGUGGGCGAUGCCAAGAAUGGGUGUGAAGGAUCUAUGCUAAUAGAGGCGUCUGCUGGGACGGUCACUCUUCAGGUGCCCUACCAGUCCUCUGGUAAGGGGCAGUUCAUCCGAGCCACCCAUCGAUUUAGAGCAGUUUCAAGGCGCACAAGAGUCAGGUUUUUGAGCAGUAACUAUCAUAUGAGGAGUGACAAUACUGGAACAUUAUGCGGUCCUGUGAUUGAUGAUGUUCGGUUGUAUAGUCUUCGUAAACUACUGACAAGUGACUUUACUAUAGCGCAAUUAUUUGAACUCCUGGAAGUUCAAAGUUCUGAAUUAUCAAUGCGUCUUUCUUCCCCUGCUGCUGUGCUAACUAAUUCACAAGUUGCAUGUGCAAUCAUAAUGUUUGAUGUUACAGCACGUUUGACCUUCAAGAAUGUGGCAACAUGGGUGUGCGAAAAUAUACCAACUGUUUUGUGUGGGAAUAAAGUGGAUGUCAAGAAUAGGCAGGUAGAAGCAAAGCAGGUCACAUUCCAUAGAAAGAAGAAUAUUCAGUACUACUACAACUACGAGAAGCCGUUUCUCUAUCUUCUUCGGAAACUUGCUGGGGACCCUAACCUUAACUUUGCAGAGCAGCCUGCUCUUGUACCACCUGAAGUUCGUAUUGACAUGGUUGCACAGCAGCAUGAAGUUGUACCGGGUUUAGGCUUUGUACCAACAUUACGUCUGGGUUCUGGUAUAUGUUCUGAAGCUCAGGUUCCUCUUAGUAAGGAAGUGCAUAUGACUCCUGCUUUUCUUCCUGCAAAUGAAAUAUGGUCCUGCAUCUUCAUCAACGUGAUAUCAGACUGCUGGAAAUUUUUGGAAAUCUAG